CCGUCAUGUUCAGUGCCACAACAAAAAUGGCUGUCGGACAUCAGAUAAAAUGCUGGGCUGGCCAUAAAUGUGCCUGAAGGUCCUCCCGAAAUAAACACAUCGGGGUCCUAUUUAGCUGUAUGCUAGUCGACGACACGACGUUACGAGAUAUUUAUUUGCGCAUCUGAGGAGCACUGUGAUCAAAAACACAACAUCAACAUUUUACCUUUAGAUUUCUGGAGGAAUGUUCAACCAAGUGCCGUUCAAUCGGUUCGCUCAUUUACGUUCCUAGUGGCCCAUUAUUGGUGUUUUCCAACGACGAAGGAUUGACUUCAUUUUGCAUCGAAAGCGGGAGGGGUUCAUGUGCAGCAAUGUCUGGCAUUGCGCUUAGCAGACUGUCCCAGGAGCGCAAAGCCUGGAGAAAAGAUCACCCGUUCGGUUUUGUUGCUGUCCCUACUAAGAAUCCAGAUGGAACCAUGAACCUGAUGAAUUGGGAAUGUGCCAUUCCUGGAAAGAAAGGCACCUUGUGGGAAGGAGGACUGUAUAAACUCAGGAUGCUGUUCAAGGACGACUACCCCUCCUCGCCGCCCAAAUGCAAGUUUGAGCCACCAAUAUUCCAUCCAAAUGUCUACCCGUCUGGCACCGUGUGUCUGUCCAUCCUGGAGGAAGACAAAGAUUGGAGGCCCGCUAUCACCAUCAAACAGAUUCUUUUGGGAAUCCAGGAGCUGCUGAACGAGCCCAACAUUCAAGAUCCAGCACAAGCGGAGGCCUACACAAUCUACUGUCAGAACCGAAUGGACUACGAGAAGCGGGUCAGGGCCCAGGCCAAGAAGUUCGCACCCACAUAGGUCAGGCCGGGCAGCGGGACUCGAUAGAGGUGGCAGAGCAGAAGGUGAAGGACCACUCCGACGAGGAUCCACUUUUCUGUACUGUUACGCCGUUUCAUAGGUGGCAUGUCAAAGAUAACCCAAGUACUUGUAAAUUGGUUGUAAAGUAAACGGAGGAGGCAGGCCGUCCAGGGGCAACGAGGAGGUGAAGCGUUUGAGAAAAAGCUCACCUCUUUGCUCGAUGCAACCGGUUUCAUUUCCCCCCUGUAAAAUCCUUGACGCACAUUUGGGAGCAAGCAGAAGACUCGCGAGGUUUUCGCCAACAGAUAACAGAACGCAUGUACAUACUAUAAAUAAAUGAAAUUGUGAAAGUUAUGUUUUAUAUUGUUUUAGCCAGUUGACAUUUGUGUGGUACAACGAUGAUGAAGAAGGUGUAUUCAUGUCAAAUAAAAUUGAAUAAAAACAAA
This is a messenger RNA of Syngnathoides biaculeatus (alligator pipefish), 1273 nucleotides long. RefSeq names its product SUMO-conjugating enzyme UBC9-like. Gene Ontology annotation, molecular function: SUMO conjugating enzyme activity. Bases 351 to 827 code for a protein of 158 amino acids. Gene Ontology annotation, cellular component: nucleus. Gene Ontology annotation, biological process: protein sumoylation. The transcript has 8 exons. The record is from RefSeq and is a predicted model, not a curated record. NCBI's taxonomy places the organism in Eukaryota, Metazoa, Chordata, Actinopteri, Syngnathiformes, Syngnathidae.